GGUUGACUUCCAGAUGUUUCACUCUUGGACAGCAAACUGAUUUCAAACCACUCCUUUUCAAAGAUCUAUAAGGGAGACAUUGCACCUGGGUACUGCAGCCCAGAGCAGGUCCGGCCACGGCCAUGAGCGUGCUGAGUCAUCAUGCCCACCGUAGACGACAUUCUGGAGCAGGUUGGGGGGUUUGGCUGGUUCCAGAAGCAAGCCUUCCUCACCCUAUGCCUAAUCUCAUUUGCCUUCGCACCCAUCUGCGUGGGCAUCGUCUUCCUGGGCUUCGUCCCUGACCACCACUGCCAGAGCCCCGGGGUGGCUGAGCUGAGCCUGCGCUGCGGCUGGAGCCCUGCAGAGGAGCUGAACUACACGGUGCCCGGCCUGGGGCCCGCGGGCGAGGCCUUUCUUCGCCACUGCAGGCGCUAUGAAGUGGACUGGAACCAGAGCACCCUCAGCUGCGUGGACCCCCUGUCUAGCCUGGCUGCCAACAGGAGCCACCUGCCCCUGGGCCCCUGCCAGGACGGCUGGGUAUACGACACGUCUGGCUCCUCCAUCGUCACCGAGUUCAACCUCGUGUGUGGUGACGACUGGAAGGUGGACCUCUUUCAAUCCUGUUUGAACGCGGGCUUCUUCUUCGGCUCUCUGGGCUUUGGUUACAUUGCAGACAGGUUUGGCCGCAAGCUGUGCCUCCUGGCCACCGUGCUAGUCAAUGCGGUGUCGGGUGUGCUCAUGGCCUUCACACCCAACUACAUGUCCAUGCUGCUCUUCCGCCUGCUGCAGGGCCUGGUCAGCAAGGGCGCCUGGAUGUCCGGCUACACCCUGAUCACAGAGUUCGUUGGCUCGGGCUCCAGAAGAACUGUGGCGAUCAUGUACCAGAUGGCUUUCACGAUGGGGCUGGUGGCGCUGACCGGGCUGGCCUACGCCCUGCCUCACUGGCGCUGGCUGCAGCUGGCCAUCUCCCUGCCCACCUUCCUCUUCCUGCUCUACUACUGGUGUGUGCCGGAGUCCCCCUGGUGGCUGUUAUCACAAAGGAGAAACACUCAAGCAAUAAAGAUAAUGGACCACAUCGCUCAAAAGAAUGGGAAGUUGCCUCCUGCUGAUUUAAAGAUGCUCUCCCUGGAAGAGGAUGUCACCGAAAAGCUGAGCCCUUCGUUCGCAGACCUGUUCCGCUCCCCGCGCCUGAGGAAGCGCACCUUCAUCCUGAUGUACCUGUGGUUCACCGGCUCUGUGCUCUAUCAGGGCCUCAUCCUGCACGUGGGUGCCACCAGCGAGAAUCUCUACCUGGAUUUCCUUUACUCCACUCUGGUCGAAUUCCCAGGGGCCUUCAUCACCCUCGUCACCAUUGACCGCGUGGGCCGUAUCUACCCCUUAGCCGUGUCAACUCUGUUGGCAGGGACAGCCUGCCUCGUCAAGAUUUUUAUCUCACCUGAUCUGCACUGGUUAAACAUCACGAUCAUGUGUGUUGGCCGAAUGGGAAUCACCAUUGCAAUCCAAAUGAUCUGCCUGGUGAAUGCUGAGCUGUACCCCACAUUCAUCAGGAACCUUGCAGUGAUGGUGUGUUCCUCUGUGUGUGACAUAGGUGGGAUACUCGUCCCCUUCAUAGUCUUCAGACUGACAGCAGUUUGGCAAGCCUUGCCCCUCGUUUUAUUUGUGGUGCUGGGCCUGCUUGCUGCAGGGAUGACGCUACUUCUUCCGGAGACCAAGGGGGUCGCUUUGCCAGAGACCAUGAAGGACGCCGAAAACCUUGGGAGAAAAACAAAGCCCAAAGAAAAUACGAUUUACCUUGAGGUCCAAACAUCAGAACCCUCGGGCACCUGAGAGAGAUGCUUUGUGGCAGAUGGAGCGUCGGAGGGAUGAAGAUGGAGUUAUCCUCUGCGGAAAUUCCUGGAUGCCUUCACUUCUCUAUAUUCUUUCACAUACUUGCCUACCUCCAAAUUAAUAUCAGUCCUAAAGAA
Saimiri boliviensis boliviensis (Bolivian squirrel monkey) is the source of this 1943-nucleotide messenger RNA. It is a transcript of the gene SLC22A1, whose product is annotated as solute carrier family 22 member 1. Gene Ontology annotation, biological process: transmembrane transport. The record is from RefSeq and is a predicted model, not a curated record. Lineage: Eukaryota; Metazoa; Chordata; Mammalia; Primates; Cebidae. Gene Ontology annotation, cellular component: membrane. Gene Ontology annotation, molecular function: transmembrane transporter activity.